AUGGUGACGAUCCUCGACAUCCGACAAUUAAUGUGGCACAAGAUGUCGCCAAAGUUGAUCGCUCGACACGGGAACAAGAAAGAAAGUAAACGCGCCAAAGAGAUGAUCAAGCUGCGAAAGUACGGAAAUUGGAUCAUUUGCACCUAUGCCACUUUGAACGUUUUUGUUAACACUGUGCUCACGAUUCUCUCUGAGAAGGCUUUUCCGGACUCAUGGGGUGUGGGGAAACAAAUAGCGGAAAUUUUUAUUCCCGCAGUUUUUAUCGUCGCUUUUGGAGAGUUAACACCACAGGUUAUUUGUCAUCGCCGUGGCUUGAUAAUUUCAUGGAUGACUCGAUAUUUCACGUGGUUUUGCCUGUUCGCGUUGUCUCCUGUUUGUUAUCCAGUUGCUCGACUUAUCAAUUGUUUCCUUGGGCGAGAAAUGGCCAAGUACACAAAAGUUGAAGCGAUAGAAUUAGUGAGCCAAAACAUUCGAUCGUCUACGGAAGAAGAAAUUCUCAAACGGAUCCAGAACUUGCAGAAAACGGUUGUCAGUCAAGUACACACGCAUGUUGAGGACAUUUUUCGACUCACUGACAAGGAUAUUCUUGAUGAAAAGUUGCUUUUUGUGAUUGCCGAGAAGGGUUAUACGAGAGUGCCGAUCUUUGAGACGAACAAUUUGAUGAGAUAUAUCCUCAAUACAAGAGAUUUGCUAACAGUACCAUUGAGCCCAACGCUGACAAUUGGGAAAUAUCUAAGUGGAUUCGACCAGAAACCAGAGAUCCGAGUCGUUUUGGCGGACACACCGGUGAUUGUCGUGUUGAUCGAAAUGUUAAGGACACAGAAUCACAUGUAUACUGUUGUUAGAUGCGAUGGACCGUCACAAUUGCUUGGCUACGAUGGUUCGGACAGUGUGUGGUCAAAGAAUCGACGCGCUAAACCACACGAGGAUCAAUCGGUGCUCGCUUGGCUGAAAGAACCGAUUGGACCUGGCGAGAUUCCACAGCCAGCAAAGCUGAACCUGAUACAGAUGCUUUUUUCUGCUCAUCCAAAACUUAAAGAAAAGGGAUUCGAUUUGCGUAUGGCUCAUCAGGCGAUGAACUCUAGUGUACUCUACCAGACAAAAAGGGAUACAAUUGUAUGUCGAAAAGGGGAAAUCAUCAAAAGGAUUUUUGUGAUUUACGUUGGCGGUCUGAUUGUUGACAAAAACAACUAUAUCGCUCCGAUCAUUCAUGGCAUUGAAUUACUGAAGGAGUUGUGUGAAACCGAAAUAUAUCGAAAUCGGGAAAUCUUGGCCGUUUCACAAAAUACUCUCCUUCUCCAAAAGGGGACGGUCUUCUAUUGGCUUUCUCCCACGGAUCUACUUAACCAGCUGAUCUUCUCGAAAAAGAAAAAGAUUGCAAAAGAGUUUUUCAUUGGAAUCAACAGUCAAAUCAAGGUAGAAUCAUUGUCUCAAACGAAGGACUUUGUACCAGCAGAAUUUGAGUCGCUGACCAACAAGCAACACCCAACCCAAACCGAAAUUCUAUGGAAAGAAUGCGAGACGAAGGAGAAAACGUUCAAACAUUUCUGCAAGCAACUUCCCGAUGAGACGAGAGAAUGGACGAUUAAUGAGGAAAGAGCCGACGACACACAAUUCGACACGGAAAUGGACUCGGAGCGAAUCCAGCGAUCGAAUAAAACUUCUAAAGGAGUGAGUCGCGCGGCCGUCAGCCAGAGUGGGACCGCCGUUUUGCCAAUCGACUGUUCGUCACUUAUAUCACCAACUUGCCAUUCUCCGCCAAAGACGCAGGAAUCUUUUACGAAGCUCGGAGAAACCCAAUCACGGGAAGCAACUCCACAGCCUAAACAAGAAUCAAGGGUAACACGUGGAGACUCU
Messenger RNA from Mesorhabditis belari, 1857 nucleotides. NCBI's taxonomy places the organism in Eukaryota, Metazoa, Nematoda, Chromadorea, Rhabditida, Rhabditidae. The record is from the annotation of a GenBank genome assembly.